Sipha flava (yellow sugarcane aphid) is the source of this 547-nucleotide messenger RNA. RefSeq lists its product as uncharacterized. Lineage: Eukaryota; Metazoa; Arthropoda; Insecta; Hemiptera; Aphididae. The record is from RefSeq and is a predicted model, not a curated record. The coding region runs from base 127 to 534 and encodes 135 amino acids. The transcript has 3 exons.
UUAUAUUAUACUUUUUGAACGUCUCAGUUCACGGUGAUCCGUUACGUCCUUCGUGUAGACAAGGCGCUUUGUUCGUUCAACCCUUUAUAGUUUUCGUUCUUUCUCCGAAUAUUACUCUGUCCGAUCAUGUCGAAACCGACAGUAUGCAUAUUUCUGACAGCCGCGUUCUUCUUUCUGUCCGCAGCUGCUCUGCUGCAACACGACUCCGAGAACGUGUUGGAAGUCGACGGAUUUCGAAACGAAGAAACCAAAGAGGAUGAUCUCCUAAAUAAAUGUUAUGAUGAAGAAACCAAAUCAACCUACAAAGUAGACUCUAAUUGGUUAUCAAAUGAAAAGUGUGAAAGACGAAUUUGUACUAGACAAAGAGAUUCAAAAACACCUAUUAUCAAAACUAUGAAGUGUGAACAAUGCACUACUUGUGAUUUAUCUACCAAUGUUUGCGAACCAGUUAAAGUUGGAGUAAAUUAUCCCAAAUGUUGUCCACUAUGUUUACCAAAGCCAUUGAAAAAAAAAAAAAUCAUUAAAAAGUAUUAGUUUAUAAUUUAUA